ACAUUAAUUGCACUGAGAUGUUUUAGUUGUUAGAACUCGAAAUCAUCAAGUGAUAUCAAAUUAAAUUUUUUCAUUUCAAUCAUGUUAUCAGCAGGAAUAAUUACAUAAACUUAAAUCUUGAAAUCAAAAAAACUCGUCUUAAAUUGAGCAUUUUUCAAUGUGUGAGCCGACAUAUUAGAAGAACGAAAAAGAAAAUGAAAAUGCAAAUUUCUUAAUUAUAAUGGUCAACCUAUUGAAUAGCAUUGAGCAAAUUCUAGAAACAUCAAGAAAAAUGUCAUAAUUGUACGAAUAAUUGAAAUAAUGGACAAAAAAUUGUCUUCAGUAAAUCAAAGGACUGAAGGAUCGAGUAAUGAGACAAAUAAACAGAUGCAAACAAACGAGUUCAACAACAAAGCAACAUCUAACUAUAAUUCGUUUGAAUUCUUGGAUAUGUCUUCUUGCGAUGAGACACAAAAGUUGAAAUUGAAAAAUACUUUAAGUGCUUCAUCCUCGUCCACCACAUAUUCUGCUCAUCGAGAGAAAUAUCGAAGUAAUUUAGCUAUGAAUAACUCUCCUGUUCUACCACAUAAAUGUUCAACCACCGUUCAAUAUCAUCCUAACAAUAAUAACAAUAAUAGUAAUAGUAGCAAAAUUCAAAAAACAAAUUACCAAUUUUAUACAACAAAACAAAUGAAUUCCAUUGAGCAUGAGUUGCCACAACAUGCUCCUUUUACAACUCGAUCGUUUUCUUCUGAGCCAAACAACUUCAGUGGAAAAUAUAACAAUAAUUUUAAUAACAGUAAUGUCUCA
Molecule: messenger RNA, 789 nt
Organism: Clunio marinus
Lineage: Eukaryota; Metazoa; Arthropoda; Insecta; Diptera; Chironomidae
Source: the annotation of a GenBank genome assembly